AGAUGCAUGCCGCAGUGUUUGUUUGGUAGAUGGACUGCAGCAGCACAAGCUGAAGACCUGCGCUGGGACGUCUGUGUCUGUCUGAGCCGCUUUUAACAUGUGGAAAAAAAAACUACCGGAGUAAUUUUAAGAUUUUCAUCAAGAAAGUGCAGAGAAAAGUUUUACUAAGGACAAAAGUCGACGGGAGGAAAGACGUUGUUGAAUUCGCUUCAGAGGCCUGAGUGCCAUGCCAGAGGGGUCCCAUUCUGCUCUCCACCAGGGCCCAAUGGGGGAAGAAUCUCCUCAGUUGUCCUCGCCGCUCUCCACCAGUGAACAUGACCAGACAAACAUUGACUUGAGCUCAGACUGUUACACCCGGCUAUGUGUGGAGCCAUUGGACGGAGAGGGUGAACGUCCAGUGAGCCUGGCGUCCACCCUGUCCUCUGGUUCAUCCCGUGAUAGUCGCAGCCUUUUUGGGAGCACCGUAGCCCUUCCUUCCUCCACCACCCCACCCAUACAGAGCGAGGAGGACAUAGACUUGGAGUUGAGCCCAGCCGAAAGCACCGUAGAGCGGGCAGGGGACCGAAGUCCCACCCUCACAUGCACCAGGGGCCGCUGGCAGGAACGGCUGGAGCCCAGGGUGAUCAGCAACCAGUGGAACAACAACGCCACCUCCGACAGGAAGGCAAGUGGUGAAAUACCUCACAUCCCCGCCCCGCCUGUCGUCACUCACGCCAUGGCGCCCAACCCAAAGCUGACCUAUGUGGAUCGUGUUGUCAUGGAGAUCAUUGAGACAGAGCGCAUGUACGUCAAGGACCUGCGCAGCAUCGUGGAGGAUUAUUUGGCUCACAUUAUUGAUAUGAGUAACCUUCCCAUACGGCCAGAGCAAGUGUGUGCCCUGUUUGGAAACAUAGAGGACAUCUAUGAGUUCAAUAGUGAACUGCUGCAGUCCUUAGACAUGUGUGAGAACGACCCUGUGGCCAUCGCUCAAUGUUUUGUAAAUAAGAGUGAAUACUUUGAAAUAUACACUCAGUAUUGCACCAACUAUCCCAAUUCGGUGGCAGCACUGACUGACUGCAUGAGGAGUAAAACUUUGGCCAAGUUCUUUAGCGAUCGACAAGCUGCUCUGAAGCGCUCCCUGCCUUUGGGAUCCUAUCUGCUAAAGCCAGUCCAGAGGAUCCUGAAGUAUCACCUGCUACUUCAGGAAAUUGCAAGGCACUUUGACUCAGACGAGGAAGGCUAUGAGGUUGUUCAGGAGGCCAUAGACACCAUGACCGGAGUGGCCUGGUACAUCAAUGAUAUGAAGAGGAAACACGAACAUGCUGUCAGAGUGCAGGAGAUACAGUCUCUUCUGAUCAACUGGAAGGGUCCUGACCUGACCACCAAUGGAGAGCUGGUGCUGGAGGGCACCUUUCAUGUCCUGCGGGCCAAGAACACCCGGACACUCUUCCUCUUCGAAAAGAUGCUCCUUAUUACCAAGAAAAGAGGGGAACACUAUGUCUACAAGACCCAUAUCUUAUGCUCCACCCUAAUGCUACUUGACAGUGCCAAGGAUCCCCUGCUCUUCAGUGUCAUCCAUUUCAAGCAUCCCAAGCAACCCCAUACAGUGCAGACCAAGUCAGUAGAAGAGAAGCGUCUCUGGGCCCAUCACAUUAAGAGACUGAUUCUUGAGAACCACAACACCAUCGUCCCACUGAAGGCAAAAGACGCCAUCCUGGACAAUUCUAACUACCCAGGGAAGUACCACUAUAGUCCUGAGAGGCUGAAGAAAGCAGAGUCCUGCCAAGCUGACGACUUCCAUCUUAAAGGGCAAAAUGGGAGAAGGAGAUCAGAGCCUGCAAAACAAAUCAUAAGGAGCACAAGAGCUGUUUUAAAGCAUGCAGACAGUGAGGGUGCAUUGCUGGGGGAGAGAUGCUCCCUUCAGCCAGCUACUAGUGUCAGUACACUGGCCUCCACUCUAUGCGAGCCCCAGGCUGAGAGUCCAUGUGUGGCGGAUGUAAUUUCCAGAAGGGACUCUCUGGAGCAGCUAAGUCCUACUGACAGUGACCUGAAACUGGGCUCUUCACCCAGUGAGGGGGGGCAGGAGCUGGAAAAGGAAGAGGAGGCAAAGGAAGAGGAGGAAGAGGAAGAGGAGGAGGAGGAGGAGAGUUACAAGGAAGAUAUACUGAUGGGAGACGACCAGGUAGCCGACUUUGCCAGCUCAGUGCUGGCAGCCAUCUCCUGCUGGCACUAUAGAGCCAGGGCUUUGCUUUCUACUCACUUCACAACGGAUGAUCAGAUCAGAGAUACGGCUGAACUGAAAACUAUACAGAGAGAGGAGGUAGAAACACACAGGCAGGAGGAAAAACAUGUGGAUGUGGCUGUGAAAGAAACUCUCGCCACACAGGUCAAUGCGGAGGAGCUGUGCCCUCUAGACUGUGUCCCUCAAGCAAGGAAGAGCGAUCAGCUGGAGAUGCAUUACUCCCAGUGCCACGAGUCGCCUGUCUACCCUUUGCAACAAGAAGCUGACACACCAGAACCUCAGGAUACCUCAAGAGAAACUGGAGAGGAAGAUGAAGGCGAGAGUGAUUUGUCUGUUCUCCAAGUGGAGGAGACGAGUGUACUGACAAACGGGGAGCUCUCAGAGGAGGAAGAAGAGGCGCUUUUAGACAAUAAAAGCAUCCUACCUUCCUCUGUGUUGGACCAAGCAAGUAUGAUAGCUGAGCGCUUCAUCAGCAGCCUCUCCAGACGGAGCAGUCUGGUCUCAGAGGACUUGGGUUCCCUCGCCUGCCCCUCACCCUCAAUAGAUAAUGACGUCUUCAAAAGCCCCUCAGCUUGCAUGGACUUUGAGGAACAGACCCAAAUGUUGGCCAGCUCUUCCCUAGAGCCACAGGUGACCUCAGAGGCUUACCUUUCAACGCGUGCACACGAUCCUGCACUGAACGCCCUCAUCGAAGGGAAACUCAGGUCCACUCUCUCUAAACAAGAUCGCCUCCUCAUCCGCAAGAUCAGAAGAUACUACGAGCAUGCUGAGCACCAAGAUGCUAACUUCAGCAUCAAGCGCAGGGAGAGUCUCUCCUAUAUCCCAGCAGGUCUGGUCCGGCACCUGAGCCGACAGCUUAACAGUGUUCCUCAGGAGCAGGCUGUCCCAGUCCACAAGAAAGGCCUCUCUCGGAACCGCCCCACUUCCUGGUCUGUGUUUGACCUUCCUGGCUUGGAAAAGAUUCAAAACACUGACACUCCUCAAAAGGCUGAACCACAGAGACCAGUGGAGGUCAAGGCUAGAUCUCAGAGCAUCACAGAUUCCUCUACCACAGAAGAAGAGGUCAGACUCUCAUCAGACAUGCACAAGGUUCUGCGAGACAUGGAAAUGGAGGAGGAGAGCCAGGAUGUCCUGCAUUUUGCGGAGGAGCAACUUAAUGACUCAAGAUUAGAAGAGAUGCAGGAUAUCAGCUCAGACACUUCAGAUGUUACAACCAGUAAGCAACCACCUCCUAUUUUAGAAGAGUCUGAAUUAAGCACUGUCUCAGAUGGCUCCUCCAUCUCAUCCCCCACCACCACCUUUCCAGCAGUGGGAGGAUCCUGUCAGGACUCAUCUGAAGACCAGAGCCAUGUAAACCAUGGCCAACUACCCAAGAUUAUUAGCUUCCGAACGAGUAUUGACGAGGACCAGAUCCUACAAGACAUGGGAAAGAUGAAAAGCAAGGUGUUCCAGCUGGCACGUCAGUACAGUCAGCGCAUCAAAAAUAACAGACCAAUGGUCUGGCAGAGGAACCGAGAAAGAGCAAAUCAACAGGGCUUGAAGACUAUGCCCGCUGUUCACGAGGAGAAGAUGCAAUUACAGAAAAAGGGUAAACCCAACCUGAGAUUGCCCUUAAAGACUUGCGAUCAGGCGGUCAUCCACGAAGAGUGUUCUCCGAGCCCGGGCCAGACCCCCAGCUCUGAAGCCAGCUCCCAGAGCACAGUUAGCUUCCCACAAAGCCCACCGCCAGAGACAGAUACCUUCCACUGGCCUGACGUACAGGAGUUGCGCAUCAAAUACACAGACACCUCCCACUCCUCAAAAGUAACCCGUAGCUGCACAGUCCCAAACGGGAUGCUGGGGUGCUGUGCAAACAGGUGUAAUGGCUGCUCACACAAGUACAAUAGUGCCUCUGAUCUUCACAAAGCUCUGACAGACUGUCCGAGGACACCGUCUGAGACGGUAUACAAAGAAAGGUGUCCUGUGGUAGAGGACUGGACCCAGCCCCAGCUUCCGCCUCUGCUGUGCAGGUGGAGCUCCUUGGACCACAUGCUUGGGUCUCUUCCCCUCCAUGAAGUACAGAACCUUCAGGAACCUGUGAGAAGCUGCUACGACAGUCCGGUGUCUCUGAUAACAAAAGAAACUUACAAACUACAAGAUGGGGACAGCGUUUUCCAAGGGGGCCAAGACUGUGCCACAAAGUCUGCUGCGCCGGUUUCAGGGAAGUUGACAGAAAGUAAUCUUGUGAAAAGCUUACGAGAGAAAUUCCAGAGCUUAACCACAAGUUCAUGAACAUGUGAAUUAUGUAAAUUUUUAUUAUCAGGGACUAUCAUGUGGAAACACUAUUUCCUUGCCCCCCCCCCCCCCCCAAAAAAAAACGCAACAACAAGGAAAAGAAUGCAACUUUUUGUCUGCACGUUGUUUUCACUGUAGGACAUAGUGAUGAUGUUUGGUCCCAGUGUAACACAAAGGGAUAUUAUUGGUCAUCGGUGAGGACCAUGAGGGGAAAGUAUAUUGUCUUUAAAAAGGUGGGUUGCAAUAUUUGUACAUUGGGUAUUUGACUGUACAAGUGUAUGUAAAAAUGUGUAUAUAGUCUCUUGUAUGAAUUCAAGAUUAGGUUCAACUCAAUUGUUAUAUGUAUCUAUUUGGUCCCCAGUGUAACCACUAUAGCAAUGUUACCAUUUAACCAUGUAAACUGUCCGGUGUAUUUUUAGGGGAAAGCAAAAAGGAGUUAAAGUGUCAUUGACGAGAGAGCUGUGUCUCUGACCGACUGUACACCAAAGAGGGUUUCCUUUUUAACAUUUGUUGACUUUCAUGCAUGUGGUCACAGCAGUUAUUUGUGUAAUUAAUUCCACGUUUACUGUAGCUGCUUCUAAAACUGUUUUCACAUACUGUAUCACUGGAGCUUUAUUUUUUUCAAUAAGUUGUAUAUUUUCUUUAAUAUUAUUUAUAAAACUGUAUAUUUGGGAGAUUGGCCUCAUGUAAAUACUGACCAGUAGCAACCCUUUUUACUUUCCCAUUCCAGAAAAUAUAUUGUUUCAUACUUGAAGUUUCCCAUAUUUUCAAUAAAAACGGUGGUAAGGAUCCACAUA
This is a messenger RNA of Perca flavescens (yellow perch), 5292 nucleotides long. Its product is annotated as pleckstrin homology domain-containing family G member 3. The record is from RefSeq and is a predicted model, not a curated record. NCBI's taxonomy places the organism in Eukaryota, Metazoa, Chordata, Actinopteri, Perciformes, Percidae. Bases 227 to 4492 code for a protein of 1421 amino acids. The transcript has 19 exons. Gene Ontology annotation, biological process: regulation of establishment of cell polarity. Gene Ontology annotation, molecular function: guanyl-nucleotide exchange factor activity; small GTPase binding.